AUGGUUACUUCCUUAUUGAGUAUUAAUUUUAUUGAGAGCUUUAUUAUUCCCCACAAGUGGGUUAUGGUGUGCACUUUCGUUUUGUCGGCCAAUAUUGUUUUAUUUAAUGAUAUAGCGCAGAUCAAGUAUCAUUACAUAAACGACUGGCUUCUUAGUCCCUCCUACGCCGUCUUUGUGCUCCGCGUGAUUUACAUGUUUUUGCCGAUUUCCUCUAUCAGGGGAGCUGCCCUACUGGCCACCUCAGUCAGCAUUGUAAACGUGGUCCACUUCGAGCACUUCAUUGCGCUUGACCAAACCAAAAGCGCGCGCAAUGUUCGUGGCUACGAAGUGAUAUCCGUCGACAUGCUCCGGGAGGAGGUGUGGCUUCGGCACGCCCUGCGCCUGGAAAUGAUGCUUUUGGACAGCAUCCUGUCGCCGCAGAUUGCGAAGCCCAUCAAGGAUAGCAUGAAGAACAAGAUCAUGCUCGAGUUCGAGCGCUUCAUCUCCGGUGGUUCGCGAAGGCCGGAAAACUUCAUGGCCAUCCAGGUACUUCCCGACGUCAGUAUCCUCUCUGCCGACGUGGUUAACUACACCCAGCUGACCACGGUCGAGAAGUUGGUGAAAGUGCUGCUCCACCUCUACGCCAGAUUCGAUGUGGCUACCUCUCACUUCAAAGGGCAGCGCCUCAAGUUCCUGGGCGCCUGCUACUAUUGUGUGACGGAUGGUUACCCCGACCACGCCAAGGUGCCGGUGUCCCUGGGCAUUUCCAUGAUCGCCAACAUCCAGGAAGUGCGGUAUGUGAGGCAUUAAGAUUGGGAUUGGGCUCCGGGCUAGAGCUGAUCCCAGGGCCACACGAAGCUUGGAACUCGACAUGUGUGCAGGCGUCAUCGGAGAGGCCAACCUGCAGUUCGGCACUUGGGGUAGGACAAUCAUCUAAGGCGUUCUGAAACAAUGGGUCCGCCUAAGUAACUUGAAGGCAGACGACUGUACAUCCAAUGAGCACUUACCUUCUUACCGGCGAAUUAUGCCGUGAAACAGACAUUGGGACCAAUUGGGAACACCCAGAUCGGAAGUAAGGCCCCAAAGUCAGAUGAGCUGCGCGAGGAGUUUGACAAGAUGCCAGUUGGGAACUAUGAGUAAGUGAUGGACAAUUUGUUUUACUUUAAUUUUGACACUGCUGUUAAUUUGGUAGAUUUCCCUAUUCAUGCUUAAUGUUUUACACAAGUUACUUCAACAUUUGCCUAGCCCA
Molecule: messenger RNA, 1228 nt
Organism: Drosophila gunungcola (fruit fly)
Lineage: Eukaryota; Metazoa; Arthropoda; Insecta; Diptera; Drosophilidae
Product: adenylyl cyclase X E-like
Biological process (GO): adenylate cyclase-activating G protein-coupled receptor signaling pathway; intracellular signal transduction; cAMP biosynthetic process
Molecular function (GO): adenylate cyclase activity
Source: RefSeq, a predicted model, not a curated record